Oreochromis aureus is the source of this 1914-nucleotide messenger RNA. RefSeq names its product protein NLRC3-like. Lineage: Eukaryota; Metazoa; Chordata; Actinopteri; Cichliformes; Cichlidae. The record is from RefSeq and is a predicted model, not a curated record. Bases 1 to 1914 code for a protein of 637 amino acids. The transcript is spliced from 3 exons.
AUGCGCUGCGAACACCUGGCAGAGGCCCUGGUCUGCAAAAUCUUCAACGCACACCACCUGCAGAGCUUCAUCAGCAUUCCGAGGGAGAGUGGGGAGAUUGAGGCCAGAUUGGACCAUUCAGAACCACCUGCUGCACUCAGACAUGAUGAGUCAUCUAUCUACGGAGGUGAGGCCACUGAGGCAGUUAAAAAACUCCUUGGUGGCAGAGCUCCUGGGGUGGAUGAAGUUCGCACAGAGUUCCUGAAGGCUCUGGAUUUGCUGGAGGAGAACAUCAUCACUUUUGUAAAGAACGAGUUGAAAAAGAUCCAGAAGGUUGUGUGCCCAGAUUACCACCAAUGUUUGGAGAAGCAGAGAGAGAUGGAGGGUGAAGAAGAAGAAGAACAGACGAGGAAGAACAGCAGAGAGGCACUUCUGAAGAUCACACUGGACUUCCUAAGGGUGAUGAAGCAGGAAGAGCUUGCUGAGCAUCUCAUCCAGUUCAUAUUUCCAUUCACUUUCAGAGAGCUGAAUUUGCUGAAAAAGGAAAAGUUCAGCUUGGUGGAACUUGUUCAUCACUUCUUUACUGAAACUAAAAAAGCAGGACUCCGCAGCUUUGAAGACUACCGGGUUGUGUUUAUCUUUGAUGGUCUGGAUGAGUGUCGCCUUCCUCUGGACUUCCACAAAACUACAAUCCUAACUGACCCUAGAAAGUCCACCUCAGUGGAUGUGCUGCUGAUAAACCUCAUCAGGGGGAAACUGCUUCCCUCUGCUCGCCUCUGGAUAACCACACGACCUGCAGCAGCCAGUCAGAUCCCUCCUGAUUGUGUUGGCAUGGUGACAGAGGUCAGAGGGUUCACUGACCCACAGAAGGAGGAGUACUUCAGGAAGAGAUUCAGAGAUGAGGAGCAGGCCAGCAGGAUCAUCUCCCACAUCAAGACAUCACGAAGCCUCCACAUCAUGUGCCACAUCCCAGUCUUCUGCUGGAUCACUGCUACAGUUGUAGAGGAUGUGUUGAAAACUGCGGAGAGAGGAGAGCUGCCCAUGACCUUGACUGAGAUGUACAUCCACUUCCUGGUGGUUCAGGCCAAAGUGAAGAAGGUCAAGUAUGAUGGAGGAGCUGAGACAGAUCCACACUGGAGUUCAGAGAGCAGGGAGAUGAUUGAGUAUCUGGGAAAACUGGCUUUUGAUCAGCUGCAGAAAGGAAACCUGAUCUUCUAUGAAUCAGACCUGACAGAGUGUGGCAUCGAUAUCAGAGCAGCCUCAGUGUACUCAGGAGUGUUCACACAGAUCUUUAAAGAGGAGAGAGGACUGUACCAGGACAAGGUGUUCUGCUUCAUCCAUCUGAGUGUUCAGGAGUUUCUGGCUGCUCUUCAUGUCCAUCUGACCUUCAUCAACUCUGGAGUCAAUCUGCUGGAAGAAAAUCAAACUGUUACCCAGAAGUCUAAAUCACUUGAAAAGAACUUAAACAACUUAAAACAUCUCCACCAGAGUGCUGUGAACAAGGCCUUACAGAGUCCAAAUGGACACCUGGACUUGUUCCUACGCUUCCUCCUCGGUUUUUCAAUGCAGACAAAUCAAGCUCUCCUACAAGACCUACUGACACAGAUAGGAAGUAGCUCACAUAAAAACAAGAAAACAAUCCAGUACAUCAAGAAGAAGCUCAGUGAGAAUCUAUCUGCAGAGAAAAGCAUCAAUCUGCUCCACUGUUUGAAUGAACUAAAUGAUCGUUCUCUAGUGGAGGAGAUCCAACAGUCCCUGAGUUCAGGAAGUCUCUCCACAGAUAAACUGUCUUCUGCUCAGUGGUCAGCUCUGGUCUUCAUCUUACUGUCAUCAGAAGAAGAUCUGGAUGUGUUUGACCUGAAGAAAUACUCUGCUUCAGAGGAGGCUCUUCUGAAAUUUCUUACAGUGGUCAAAGCCUCCAACAAAGCUCUGUAA